GCCACUUGCUGGGAGCUGACGGCUGCAGCCUCGAGAGGUUCGUGUUCACUGCUGUGUCUCCUGGGCGCGUUCGUCGGGCCGCGCGGGGAGACUAAAACCGGAAGGGCUAGAGUAAGUGCCCCCUCGGCUGCAUGAGUCAGAGCUACAGUAUUUCCUUCCCUCCGGGCAAGUGACCAUAGAACUGGACCCCGCCCCCUUUCCGGCCUAGACUCUCUUCCCCCCUAUCCCUUGCCCCUUUCCCUUUGGGGACCCCCAGUUCUUGUUCUGUUACUGAGCCUCAACUAAGGUCAUGAAGCUGGUGAGGAAGGACAUUGAGAAGGACAAUGCGGGUCAGGUGACCCUGGUCCCCGAGGAGCCUGAGGACAUGUGGCACACUUACAAUCUAGUGCAGGUGGGCGACAGCCUUCGCGCCUCCACCAUCCGUAAGGUACAGACCGAGUCCUCCACAGGCAGCGUAGGAAGCAACCGGGUCCGUACAACUCUCACUCUCUGCGUGGAGGCCAUUGACUUUGACUCUCAAGCUUGCCAGCUGCGGGUCAAAGGGACCAAUAUCCAAGAGAAUGAGUAUGUCAAGAUGGGGGCUUACCACACCAUCGAGCUGGAGCCCAACCGCCAGUUCACCCUGGCCAAGAAACAGUGGGAUAGUGUGGUUCUGGAGCGCAUUGAACAGGCCUGUGACCCGGCCUGGAGUGCUGAUGUGGCAGCGGUGGUCAUGCAGGAAGGUCUCGCCCAUAUCUGCUUAGUCACUCCCAGCAUGACCCUCACUCGGGCCAAGGUGGAGGUAAACAUCCCUAGGAAAAGGAAAGGCAACUGCUCCCAGCAUGACCGGGCCUUGGAGCGGUUCUAUGAACAGGUGGUUCAGGCCAUCCAGCGCCACAUAAACUUCGAUGUUGUAAAGUGUGUCCUGGUGGCCAGCCCAGGAUUUGUGCGGGAACAGUUCUGCGACUACAUGUUUCAGCAAGCAGUGAAGACUGACAACAAAGUUCUCCUAGAAAACCGGUCCAAAUUCCUUCAGGUACAUGCCUCCUCUGGACACAAGUACUCCCUGAAAGAGGCCCUUUGUGACCCUACUGUAGCUAGCCGCCUUUCAGACACUAAAGCUGCUGGGGAAGUAAAAGCCUUGGAUGACUUCUAUAAAAUGUUACAACAUGAACCUGACCGAGCCUUCUAUGGACUCAAGCAGGUGGAGAAGGCCAACGAAGCCAUGGCUGUUGACACAUUGCUCAUCAGCGAUGAGCUCUUCAGACACCAGGAUGUAGCUACACGUAGCCGGUAUGUAAGGCUGGUGGACAGUGUAAAAGAAAAUGCAGGCACUGUUAGGAUAUUUUCUAGUCUUCAUGUAUCUGGGGAACAGCUCAGCCAAUUGACUGGAGUAGCUGCCAUUCUUCGCUUUCCUGUUCCUGAACUUUCUGACCAAGAGGAUGAUUCCAGUUCUGAAGAAGAUUAAUGAUUGAAAUUUAUAGUUGAGACAACCUUUUGUCUCAGUUCAUUAAUAUAUAUAUUUUUUUCAGCAUCCUUUGAGAGAAAGCUGCAAGAUGGGCACUUUUGGAUUCAUACUGGAAUUUCUCAUGUAUUUGAUCACACUAGGUAUUUUAUAGUUCUCAGAACAUGUAUUCAAACUAAACAAUAAACUUAAAUAAAAAAAUUCCAUGU
Molecule: messenger RNA, 1653 nt
Organism: Ictidomys tridecemlineatus (thirteen-lined ground squirrel)
Lineage: Eukaryota; Metazoa; Chordata; Mammalia; Rodentia; Sciuridae
Gene: Pelo
Product: pelota mRNA surveillance and ribosome rescue factor
Biological process (GO): nonfunctional rRNA decay; nuclear-transcribed mRNA catabolic process, no-go decay; ribosome disassembly
Cellular component (GO): cytoplasm
Source: RefSeq, a predicted model, not a curated record